UCAAAAAUCCCCAAAGUUCCAAACUUUCACUUUCUUCUCUGCUCAAACUUAACAACCCUCCCUUGAAAUGCACUCAAACUUCACCAUUUCAUAGACCAAAUCCACCAGACUCUGCUCUCACCAACAUUAACAUCUCACCCAUAUCAAACCCCAAUAUAGAUCCUCCUCUCUUUUCCCACACACCCAGUUAAUCAAUCCCCCAGAUCAAUUCAACACAACCCGGUAGCCCAAUUCACAUAAAGAUCAAACCUUUACAUCUUUGGGGUCUCAGUCAGAGUUGACAAUGGUGGAGACCUCACCUUUGGGGCGGUUCCACCACCACAGACUCGACCUUAAGCGGUGGCUGCCGUCGUUCUUAUCCUCCCACAGAACCCUCUUCAUCCUUCUCUGGAUCGCCGCGUUUGCGUCGGUUUUCGUGUGGCAGAGGAACAUUGUAGAUGGGUUUUCGUUUUUCCGGCGAGCUCCGGCGAGGGCCAUGCCGCGGAUGAGGCCGGUGGCGUUUAACUUGACGGAGUUUGGGGCGGUGGGUGACGGCGUUACUUUGAAUACUGAGGCGUUUGAGAAGGCUGUGCUGGCUAUUUCAAAGCUGGGGAAGAAGGGUGGUGGUCAGCUCAAUGUGCCACCUGGACGGUGGCUGACGGCGCCGUUUAAUCUCACUAGUCAUAUGACUCUGUUUCUGGCUGAGGAUGCUGAGAUACUUGGAUAUCAGGAUGAGAACUAUUGGCCUUUGAUGCCUCCACUGCCUUCAUAUGGGUAUGGGAGAGAGCACCCUGGUCCUCGGUAUGGAAGCUUGAUUCAUGGUCAAAAUCUCAAAGAUAUUGUCAUAACAGGGCAUAAUGGUACCAUUAAUGGUCAGGGUCAAUCAUGGUGGAAGAAAUAUCGCCAGAAGCUUCUCAAUCACACCCGGGGUCCACUUGUUCAGAUCAUGUGGUCAAGCGACAUUUUAAUCACUAAUAUAACUUUACGAGAUUCUCCUUUUUGGACACUUCAUCCAUAUGACUGCAAGAAUAUUACAAUUAGAGAUGUUACAAUCCUUGCUCCGAUCUUUCAAGCUCCAAAUACUGAUGGAAUAGAUCCUGAUUCGUGUGAGGAUAUGGUGAUUGAGGACUGUUAUAUAAGUGUGGGUGACGACGGAGUUGCAAUAAAGAGUGGCUGGGAUCAGUAUGGGACUUCUUAUGGACGGCCAUCAAAAAAUAUACUCAUUCGUAACCUUGUGGUCCGCUCUAUGGUCAGCGCUGGCAUAUCAAUAGGCAGUGAGAUGUCUGGUGGGGUUUCAAAUGUCACGGUGGAAAAUGUGCUUGUGUGGAACUCAAGGCGUGCUGUUCGGAUCAAGACCGCCCCCGGAAGAGGUGGAUAUGUGCGUAACAUAAUUUACAGGAAUCUGACGUUUGACAAUGUUCGAGUCGGAAUUGUUAUCAAGACAGACUACAAUGAGCACCCUGAUGAUGGCUAUGAUCGAAAGGCUUUUCCAGUAAUUAGGGACAUAAGUUUCACAAGCAUCUAUGGGCAGGGAGUUCGCGUGCCUGUCCGUAUCCAUGGGAGUGAAGAAAUUCCUAUAAGAAAUGUGACUUUUCGAGAUAUGUCAGUGGGGCUUACAUACAAAAAGAAACAUAUUUUCCAGUGUGCCUUUGUUCAAGGUCGUGUUAUAGGGACCAUCUUCCCUGCUCCUUGUGAAAAUCUUGACCGGUAUGAUGAGCGAGGAAAGCUGGUCAAGCAAUCUGUAUCCCAGAACAUUUCGGACAUAGAUUAUGAUUUUUGAGGUGAAUGGCUCAUACUUCUGGAGGGUCCUCGACAACUUAAAGACCUUUGUGGGAGGGUACUUGAAUUGGGACGAUGAGGAUGGAGCUGUUUGCUUUAUUUUUCGUUUUCCAUUUCUCACUCCCAUCUUGUAGCUUUCUUUAUAUUACGUGGAGUUGUAUAUACCGAAAAUUUUCAGCUCACUAAGCACAGUUUGAUGUAUAAUGUAUACCAAAGCUUCUGUUUUACA
Argentina anserina (silverweed cinquefoil) is the source of this 1987-nucleotide messenger RNA. RefSeq names its product probable polygalacturonase. Gene Ontology annotation, biological process: carbohydrate metabolic process. Lineage: Eukaryota; Viridiplantae; Streptophyta; Magnoliopsida; Rosales; Rosaceae. The record is from RefSeq and is a predicted model, not a curated record. Bases 284 to 1759 code for a protein of 491 amino acids. Gene Ontology annotation, molecular function: polygalacturonase activity. The transcript is spliced from 5 exons.